Molecule: messenger RNA, 1763 nt
Organism: Rhipicephalus microplus (southern cattle tick)
Lineage: Eukaryota; Metazoa; Arthropoda; Arachnida; Ixodida; Ixodidae
Product: heparan sulfate glucosamine 3-O-sulfotransferase 6
Molecular function (GO): [heparan sulfate]-glucosamine 3-sulfotransferase activity
Source: RefSeq, a predicted model, not a curated record
UCUCUGGCUGUUGCCCAUUCACAGGCGCAAGAUUCACGUGUCUAUGCGACCACCUGCUGGUGACGUGCCAACUUGCCGGGCUGCGAUGAACCAAUGGGAAUGUCGCGAUGAGCCCCGCCGCCUACAGGACGUCCGUGCGAAGGCUGGUCGUGUACACAGCCACGCUGUGCAUCCUUAUCGGCUACGCCGUCUUCGCACCAGACCUGACGCCAUUUGCAGGGACCGGCCGUUACGUGCAAUCUCUGCCACGUCAGGUCUUCUCCGACGAACCGGAAAUCGUAACGAGCCAUCCAAUCGCCGCCGCUGCAUCGCCAAAAGAUGACGUCAUCAAAAUUGGUGCCACGUUCAGGCAGAUCCGGCCAGGACGGGGCAAUGAACGUCGUGGCAUCUACAUCGCACCUAGGCGUGAAGGCGGUGAUGUGAUAAAGGGCUUCGGCAGACUACAAGCCGGUGCCAGUGCCGGAAAGCUACUGCAACGUCGAAGUUCUUCGAGACAAGCCAGUAGACUUACCUUGGCCCUGAAGACAACUUCCGCACCAACAGCAAAGCCACUACGCCCACCUGGAUCAACGAACGAUAGCAAAGGAAGGGGCGAUGCCAUAUUUCGGAAUAUUAACCCGAAAACACCCUGGACGACUGACGACGCCCUUGAUGCAGACACAUAUUCGUCUAACGAAGCCAACAACGGCGUGUACAACAUUUCGAACGAACGGACGCAGUUCGUCGGCAGUGAUCACGCGUUUUCAUUUGGCACGGACUCUGUGAACGGUGGUAGUAGAUUCGAAAUGAGACGCGGAGUGGACGUCGUCGCGUCGAAUAUGCUUCAGGGUGGUGUUGGGGACGCCGAGCGUCCCGAACGGCGCCUCCCGCACGCCAUCAUCAUCGGCGUCAAGAAGGGCGGCACCAGGGCAGUGCUGGAGUACCUGAGACUGCACCCGCAGGUGAAAGCAGCGGGGCCCGAGCCGCACUUCUUCGACAAGAACUACCACCGCGGAUUCGGCUGGUACCGCUCUCAGAUGCCGGAGAGCGUGCGCGGUCAGCUGACCAUGGAGAAGACGCCGAGCUACCUGGUGCGAGAGCGGGUUCCCGCCAGGGUGCGCGCCAUGUCGCCCUCGGUGAAGCUGGUGCUGGUGCUGCGGGAUCCGGUGACGCGGGCCGUCUCCGACUACACGCAGGCCGCGGCCAAGGGACGCGCCAGGCGCUCCUUCCUGCACUCGGUCACCGACAACCGCACCGGAAUGGUUGACCGAAGCAAGCCGCUGGUUCGAGUCGGCCUGUACGAUGAGCACGUGUCUCGCUGGCUAGAGUACUUCCCCCGCUCCAGCUUCCACUUCGUCAGCGGCGAGAGGCUGGUGGCACAGCCCGAGCGAGAACUGGCCUCGCUUCAGCGCUUCCUGGGCCUCAGGCCGCCCUGGGUCGGGGCCCGGCAUCUCGUUUUCAACAGCACCAAGGGCUUCCCCUGCCUCCUUCGGGAGCCUGGCGCGACGCCCCACUGUCUGGACCCUUCCAAGGGCCGCCCUCACCCCAAGAUCGAUCCCGUCCUCGAGAGGCGGCUACGCGAUUUCUACACACCGCACAAUCAGCGCCUGUACAACAUUAUUGGCAGGGACCUGGAGUGGCCACCUUGAAGUACAGUGCCCUGUCGUUGAAUGUGUUAAUGCGUGAAGGGCGCUUGCAAUGAAGCAACUUGCUACAAAUCUCUGAUGUGUAUAGGCAGUGGUGUAGCUAGAACGAUGACUGCACAUCAACAAACUUUCGUAUUA